Messenger RNA from Cicer arietinum (chickpea), 2966 nucleotides. Its product is annotated as F-box protein SKIP14. Gene Ontology annotation, molecular function: protein binding. The record is from RefSeq and is a predicted model, not a curated record. Gene Ontology annotation, cellular component: cytoplasm. NCBI's taxonomy places the organism in Eukaryota, Viridiplantae, Streptophyta, Magnoliopsida, Fabales, Fabaceae.
UCUCUAUCUCACAUAUUUUCCGCGAACUCGAUCGGCAUCGGCAUACCCACUCGAGGGGGAAGAAAGAAAGAAAGAAAGAAAGAAAAACCCACAACGACGAAAUUCCCUCCGAUUUUUCCUUUACUCUUCACAACCACAAUUCUCCCUGCAAAUUCGCUCUACCAAACCCAUCCCUUUACACCUUCUCUCUCCUUUUCCCUUCACAUCCUCUCCUUCGCGCCGAAAUUAAUUAGGGUUUCUCUCCUUCCUCCGGUAAUUCCAUCUCAUUCCCUUUUUUCUCUUCACGCUCUCUCAUAUUCUUUUAUUCUCUUCCUUUUCUUUCUGUUUUAGAUUUUCAAUCCUCGUCCCAAUUAUCGGGUUUACGAGAAAAAAAAACAAAAAAGAUAGUUGAAAUUUCGUUUUAGUUUUCGUUCUGUGCAAAAAAACAAAAUACGAUUCUAUUUUUCGUCAUCUGAUUCCAUUCUAGCUGUUUUUUUUUUUCUUCUCUUUUUCCUUAAUUAUUAUUAUAAAUUGGUUCUUCAUCAUCUCAAGAAACUCUGUGAAGUUUUUGGUGCUUUGUUUUAGUUUGCAAUCGGAAAUCGAGGGUUUUCUUGUUAGAUCUCUUCCACUUUUCAUUUUUUUUCCUGUGUUAUUUUCCACGUUAGAACCAAAAAGAAAAAAAAAUAAGAAAAAUCGUUGUUUUGAAUAGAAUCACCCCUGAAAAUAAGUAGGGUUUGUGGUUGAUUUAUUUAGUUAGGGUUUGUAUAUAUAUUGGAAAUUGGAAAUACAUGAUAUGGCGUUGAAUUUCUCUCAUCGAUCAAUUUUUCCCGGUGGUGUGUCUGAGGAUAAUUUGGUUUCUCCGAUGAGAAUGGGGAAUGGAUACCGAGUAGAGGGUAGUGGUAGUGGUGAUGGAUUUGGUAGUGGUAGUGGUAGUGGUGAUGGAUUUAGUAAUGGAUGGCAUGAUGUUGAGAAUUGCUUUGAUUAUGGAAUGGAUAGAUGUGAUAGGGGUGCAGGUUCCACUCAGGAUUCAGCCUCCAAGGGAGACAUUAUCGAUCGGUUGCCUUCGGAUCCUUUUGGCAUGGACAUCAGCACUACCUUCACAGCCAUCACCGGAUGGCUGGAGGAUUUAGAUUUCGAUUACAGUGGAUAUCGCGGAGAUGAGCUUGGGUCAAGCGGUGAUAAUUACCCUUUGUUUGCUGGGUUGAAUUUCAUUUGGAAUAAUGCUGUGAGGUUCCACACGUUUCCCCAUGGGGAAAAUGCGUUCAUUGAGGACAACAAAUUUCAAUUUGAAGGAGUGAGUGGAUUCGGUGAGUGUUCUCAAAGAGAAGUUGGAGAAGCAUCCUGCAGCAGCUUUGGUUAUGGAUCUUCUAGUGACAUGGAUGGUGUGUUGGGUUUUGGUUCUGAAUAUAAAGAUGUGGCUAUUGCUAGUGUGUCGGGUGACACAAACAUGGAUGAUGUGAAAUGCCUUGAAGGAGAUAUAAUCUCUCCUCAUUCAUCUAUAAUUUUUUCUCUUAGUUAUCUGGGUUUGUCUGAUCUUCUUUCAGUUGAGAGAGUAUGUAAAUAUCUGCAUUCAUAUGUUCGAGGCGAGUCGUUUCUGUGGAAAAGUAUCCACGUUGGCCAGCCUUUAAAUGAAAGGAUCACUGAUGACAUUCUUUUGGAAUUGGCCAAUAGAGCUCGAGGUGGUCUUGAGUGCUUGAGCCUGGUGGAGUGUAGUAGGAUAACCGAUGAUGGUCUGAGGCGUGUUCUUGAAGCCAAUCCCAAAAUAAUCAAGUUGAGCGUCCCUGGAUGUACAAGACUUAGCGUUGAAGGUAUUGUGGAUAUGUUAAAAGCUUACAAUUCUAUGGGUACACAAGGGGUAAAGCAUUUGCACAUAGGUGGCCUUUAUGGUAUUACACAAAAGCAAUUUGAUGAACUGAACUUCUUGUUGGGCACUGACACUCAGCUGCAGCAGCAUCCUCACAAACCACACUUCUAUUGCCGUGGAAACUUGUAUCUGACCUGCGAUGAUGAUCGAGCCAUAGAUAUUGAAGUUUGUCCCCGAUGUCAGAAUUUAAGGCUUGUAUAUGAUUGUCCAGCAGAAGGCUGUCAAGGGGUGGUGGGGCGUACCACUCAGGUGUGCAGGGCAUGCACUCUUUGCAUACCGCGAUGUAGUCAAUGUGGCCGCUGCAUCAAUGACAGCGAAUAUGAAGAAACAUUUUGUCUGGAAUUGCUUUGCUGUUCUUGUUCUCAGUAUCUGGUCAAAUGUUUAGGAAGGGUGGAUGGGAAGGUUGCGACAGUCAGCUCAGUUCCUCGCAAACAAAGUUAGGGUGAGUAUUUGUGUCAUAUAUUAUCAUACAGAAGUCUUUAUGAGGAAUAUAGUCCCUGUUAAUGUCGUAUGAAAUGCUGGGUGCUGCUGGACUUGUUUGGCUUUCUUUGUAUUUGGUGGAGAUUUUCCUGUUGAGAAGGUGGAAAUCGAUUUCCUUUUUGUGUCUCUGCUGCUACUGAAGUGAACUGCUGGAACCAAAUCAAUUACUAUGGUUACGGAUCGCUUACUACAUAGUUACAAUGAGUUUUUGAUUAUGUUACACUCUGUGAUAAUGGGGGCUGCAGUCGGAGCAGAUUGGGUUCCUCUCCAGUUCCGGUUGGGUUCCUCUCUAGUUAAUGGAUGGUAUCUGUAGGUGGCAAGGAUCCACACUUAAUUUGAGCGAUAUGCAAUGCAACCUUUCUUAUUGGGUCACUUUCAGAUUAUAUAUUUGUGAUUGUUCUAUUACUUUACCAGUUUGAAUUACUUCUAGACUUCUGGUUACUUCUUCAUUAACUGUUUCCAGGUUGGGGUGUAUGUACCCUGUUUAUUCUUUUUCCCAUAUUUGGAUAAGAGGGAAAAAAAAAUAAGUGGUUAUUGUGGUGAUGUCUUUGAAUCUAUGCUUACAUUAAUUUAGCCUGUAUCGAGUAAAAUUCAUUUGUGACUUUGGAGCUUAUAAUUAAUAUCUUUGAUUUUUUUAGUCAAA